This is a messenger RNA of Helianthus annuus (common sunflower), 911 nucleotides long. RefSeq names its product guanine nucleotide-binding protein subunit gamma 3. Lineage: Eukaryota; Viridiplantae; Streptophyta; Magnoliopsida; Asterales; Asteraceae. Bases 150 to 851 code for a protein of 233 amino acids. The transcript has 5 exons. The record is from RefSeq and is a predicted model, not a curated record.
UCUGCAGGCUGCAGCAGCAGCAGUUAUCCCCACUCUGUCACCACCACAGUAAUAAUUUCAAUUUCUUCAAUUUCCAUUUCCUGAUCUAUACCUACUUACUAUCCUCUCUCACCUCACCAUCCAGAUUCACAUACCCUCGCUCGCUCUCUAUGGCGAUGCUUCCCAGACCUAAGUCGCCGCCAGAGUUAUACGGCAAACGGAGAGAGUUGGCAAAGGUUGUCAUGUUGGAAAGAGAAAUCGGUUUCCUUAAGGAAGAGUUGAAGUCUAUUGAAAAGUUACAGCCGGCUUCUUCUUGCAUCAAAGAGGUUGCGGAUUAUGUUGUCACAACCCCAGAACCAUUGAUCACUGUGUGCAGCAAAACUGGCAAAUCUUGUACUGGUUUCUGGAAGUGGCUUUUAUGUGGAUAUUCGUGCUUCGACUUGUCAUGUCUUCGCUGUUGCUGCUACUGCUCUUUACCCCGCAACUGUUGUUCUCUUGAAAUGCCACACUGUUGCUGCUCCUUACCCCGCUGCUGCUGCUGCUGCGACUGUGACUGUUGUUGUUCAUGGUCAAUGCCAAAGUGCACUUGCCCAACUCCAAGCUGGCCUGCGUGUUUAAAACCAUGCUCAUGUUGCCCUAACUGUACUUCUAGUUGCUGCAGAAUUCCCCGGUGCAAAUGUUGUUGUUGGCCAACCACCACCACCAAAUGCCGCCCCUCAUGCUCAUGCUCCUGCUCAUGUUGGCCAACUAAGUGCUCAUGUCCUAAACUCCCAAAAUGUUUCAGCUGUACCCUAGAAAACUACUGCUGUUAUUCUUCUUCUUCUUCUUCUUCUUGUCAAUGCAGCAGCCGCAGCUUCUUCUGCUGCUGCUAAUGUACCUAUGAAAUAAAUAAGCAUACAUAAUAAUAAUAAUGCAAACUUCCUUUCUCUUAA